Aspergillus sclerotioniger CBS 115572 is the source of this 2400-nucleotide messenger RNA. RefSeq names its product putative extracellular serine-rich protein (gene agd3). The record is from RefSeq and is a predicted model, not a curated record. Bases 1 to 2400 code for a protein of 799 amino acids. The transcript has 3 exons. NCBI's taxonomy places the organism in Eukaryota, Fungi, Ascomycota, Eurotiomycetes, Eurotiales, Aspergillaceae.
AUGAGCUCUCUGGCCCUCAGUCUGAGCUGUUUUUUGGGCUUUAUAACCUGCACCACUCCCCCAGGGGUAUGGUCUCAGAACCCGACGAUCUCUACUGCGUCUUCCUCGUCUUCUGCCGCUGAAGCCACCGGGACUGUUGUUCCUGGUACUACUUCAGCUGUCCACUCGUUGAUUACUUCUACUACCCCGUCUACCUUGAUUUCCGUGGGAUCUACUUCUACCUCUACAACUUCUGGCUCUAUCAGUACAUUCGUUGAGCCCUCAUCCAGUGUGUCUAGCAGCACACUCGACACCAUGUCUCUCACUUCGAGUCUGGCAGUGUCUGUGGCCCCUUCGGCCACACCCAUCACGGCCACCCCCAUCACAGCCGGCUCCAUCGCUGCCAACAUUUUGGUUAUUGCGCGUGACUCGGCCUCGGCUAGUGUGGCCUCGUCAGGCCUCAAUGCCUAUGGCAUCCCAUUUACUACCUUGGUGGUCCCCCAGUCCGGAGCCAGCCUGCCCGCCCUGAACAGCAGCGAGGGGGGUAACUUUGGCGGUAUUGUGGUGGCCAGCGAAGUCAGCUACAACUAUGGCAACACCUCGGGGUACCAGAGUGCCCUGACCACCGACCAGUGGAACCAGCUCUGGGCCUAUCAGCUGGCCUAUGGCGUCCGAAUGGUGCAGUACGACGUGUUUCCGGGACCGAACUUCGGCGCCAGCGCUGCAGGCGACGGAUGCUGUGCGACGGGUGUGGAGCAACUGUUGUCCUUUACCGAUAUCAGCGACUUUCCCACGUCCGGGCUGCGCACCGGGGCUGGGGUCAGCACCUCGGGCCUCUGGCACUAUCCGGCCACCAUCGCCAACACCACCUCGACCAAGGAGAUCGCUCGGUUUGCUGCCGGCUCAACUGGGGGCGAGACCACGGCGGCCGUCAUCAACAACUUCAAUGGCCGGGAGCAGAUGGCUUUCUUCAUUUCCUUUGACACGGUCUGGAGUGCCACUUCCACCUACCUGCAGCACGCUUGGAUCACCUGGUUGACCCGCGGGAUGUAUGCCGGAUAUCGCCGGGUCAACCUCAACACUCAGAUUGAUGAUAUGUUCCUCGAGACGGACAUUUACAAGCCCAACGGUACCACCUUCCGCAUCACUCCCAGCGAUCUGGAUGGUAUCGCGAAAUGGCUGCCCGAGAUCAACGCCAAGAUGAACCCGGGCAGCAGCUACUUUGUCGAGGUCGGCCACAAUGGCAACGGCAACAUUGAGACAGCCGCGUCUAGCGAUGCUGGCUACAUCGAGUGCAACGGCGGCGGCAUCGAGUACGACUCGCCGGCGGACACUCCCCUUGAGUGGAAGAAGCCUCUGGGUACCGGCACCAACCUGUGGCCCGCCAGCCCGACGACCUACAACUGGACCGUGGCCUGCACCGAGCUGGACCCUCUCCGGGUCUGGUGGACCAACACCACCAACCGCGACAAGUUCGGACACAUCUCGCACACCUUCACCCACGAGGAGCAGGACAACGCCACCUACGCGGACGUCUUCAAGGAGAUCUCCUUCAACCAGGCCUGGCUGAAGCAAGUUGAGAUCUCGUCCGCCAAGUACUUCACCUCCAACGGCAUCAUUCCCCCUGCCAUCACGGGUCUGCAUAACGGCGAUGCCCUCCGCGCCUGGUGGGAGAACGGCAUCACCAACUGCGUUGGCGACAACACCCGGCCUGCCCUGCUCAACCAGCAGAACGACAUGUGGCCAUACUGGACCGUCACUUCCACCGAUGGUUUCGACGGCAUGCAGGUGAACCCCCGGUUCGCCACCCGCAUCUACUACAACUGCGACACCCCGGACUGCACAGUGCAGGAGUGGAUCGACACCUCAGCAGGCAGCGGAGACUUUGACACCCUGCUGGCGACGGAGAAGGCCGAAGUGAUGCGUCACCUGCUGGGGCUGCACCAUGACCCCUACAUGUUCCACCAGGCCAACCUGCGCAACGCCGACACCACUCCCCUCACCAUCAACGGAGUGUCGGGACAGUACUCGAUCAUGCAAGCGUGGGUUGAGACCCAGGUGCAGGAGUUUGUGCGGCUGGUCAACUGGCCUCUGGUUACCAUCACGCACCAACAGAUGUCCGACAGCUUCCUCGCCCGGUACACCCGCGACGCGUGCAAAUACUCCCUGUCCCACACCAUCUCCAACCGACAGAUCACGGGGGUCACUGUCUCCGCAACCGGCAACACCUGCAGCGUCCCCAUCCCGGUGACGUUCCCUGUUGCCCCGACCAGCACGCAGGGUUUCACGACCGAGCAACUCGGUAGUGAUCCCUUGACCGUGUGGGUGCAGUUGUCCGGCUCGCCUGUGAGCUUUACCCUGUCGACUCCGAUUGCAUUUCCGUACAUAGUUCACCAACAAAGAAAACACCCGAAAGCAUAA